GCUUGGAUGCAUUGUGGGAGACUGGUCCCUCGAAGCACCGGAACAAAAUUUUAUUUUGUGGCUGGGACACGUAACACAACAAAAGAAGAUUGGAAUUUGGGAUGGCGAACGUCUUAAUUGGUAUUCCUCAGUUCUCUCUACUUGUCGCGAGGCGAAGGGUUGGAUUUCGCUCACAUUGGGAAACCCGCAACAACGGUGGUAUUAGCGGCACCAUUUGUUGUUCAAGCCGACGGCUUUCAGAACUGCGAUCUUCUUGGGAAUUUGGGGUCAGAUCGGAUCAAAGACGGCGUCUUUUGGCUGCUUCUGGGGCCGUCUCUUUUGACCCAGUUCAAGCGCCCACCAUAUACUCCUCCCGACUGGAUACUGCUACUGGCGGUGGUGGUGACGGAGAUGAGUUCGGUAACAGAGGCGGAGGCGGUGGUGGUGACAACAAAGACGACGAAGAGUCCGGAGGCGGCUCAGACGAAAACAGCAAGGAGAUGGCUGGCAUGUCCAUGUCGCAAAAGUUAACUCUGGCUUAUGCCGCUCUUCUUGGAGUGGGUGGAGCUAUUGUCUACAUGAUUAGUGGCAGCCUGAACUCACUGCUGGCAGGGGGACUAUCAGCCUCACUACUGUAUUUUGUUUAUGCUACGCUUCCCACAAAACCCAUUCUUGCAUCAUCCAUAGGACUUGGCCUUUCUGUUGCACUUUUGGGAGUGAUGGGUACUCGUUUUGAGAUAUUUGGGAAGAUAUAUCCACGUGUUGUAUCUUUGGUGUCGCUUAUAAUGACCGGUGGUUACUUACAUGGGAUUAUGCGGAGUCUACGCUGAAAUGUUUACAAGCGAGACUCUAGUUAUCUGCUGAGGCUGUAUGGUACUCACCAACUUUGAUCGAAUUAUAUCUCAUCUAGUAACCAGGAUCAGUGUUUUCACAUGUCUUCUGUGUUGUAGUAUGCAUUGAACUUUUUUUUGGACCAUUGUCUGCUGUGUAUGUGUCCCAUCUUCUUCUUUUUUUUGUUUGUUAUUAGAGCUGUUUAUAUUUCCGUA
Molecule: messenger RNA, 1025 nt
Organism: Juglans microcarpa x Juglans regia
Lineage: Eukaryota; Viridiplantae; Streptophyta; Magnoliopsida; Fagales; Juglandaceae
Product: protein FATTY ACID EXPORT 2, chloroplastic-like
Exons: 3
Coding region: 102-809 (235 amino acids)
Cellular component (GO): membrane
Source: RefSeq, a predicted model, not a curated record